ACAAUCCAAUCAGUUCCGUCCUCGCCGUCACCCCGUUUCCACAAAUAACCUUCGAACUUCGAUCACAAUGACAGCAAAGAUCGGUGGCCUUUCCGCCAGUGUCAUUGCUGCCAUUGCAGCAGGCGGCAUCUUCGGUCUGUUGGCCAUCACCAUUAUCCUUGCCGUCCUCUGUGACAUACCGAAGCGAAUGAAGCGAAGAAAGCACACUGGAAUCAUGGAGCCUUCCGGAAAGAAGAGCCUAGAGAUCUCCGAAGUGGAGAAGGGUAGUGUGGAUGCUUCGGUAACAGAAGUACCGUCGACCAACUCUUCAACAAACUACUCGAGCGUUCAACCGACCCGACCAGCUUCUCCAGAAUGCCACUGUGAACACCCAGUGGCAUCACCAAACCCGCCGCGGGCCUAUUAAGAAGCUAUACCGACAUCGAUAUCAGCAGUCCUCGGGUUUGUCUCGAGACAAGCAGAGACAUAUAUAUAUGCUAUGACCUUCCAACAUCGGUGGAGUCGGGGUCGGGGUGGAGCAUCUAUCAUCUCGAUUCGGCGUUACCCGUCUUCCGUCUUACUACAUUCUCGGAUACUUAUCUGGCGUUGGGGCUAUGCAACCUGGCUGGGUUUGGAGAUUUGGAUACCCUUUCAUUGGCUUGAGAUCCAAAGCCUACUUAAUGUUGACUGACCAAAGCAAGGCUGCGAAUGGUUGGUGGGGCAAACUGUAACGGCACUAAGAUACUUCCAUACAUUUCAUGUUGCCGAACCUACAUGUAAUCAGAAGGUUCCGACUCUCCUCUGAGUAGCUGUCUCCGCGC
Cucurbitaria berberidis CBS 394.84 is the source of this 800-nucleotide messenger RNA. RefSeq lists its product as uncharacterized. The record is from RefSeq and is a predicted model, not a curated record. NCBI's taxonomy places the organism in Eukaryota, Fungi, Ascomycota, Dothideomycetes, Pleosporales, Cucurbitariaceae. The transcript has a single exon. Bases 68 to 406 code for a protein of 112 amino acids.